AUGGUUGAAAGCACGAGCUGUGCAACCUAUCUCGGUCCUGUUCUUCUCGCAGUCUUUCUUCUCAGAGAUCUUCUCGAACGUUGGGCUUCCUCGCGAAAUCAAGCCCGAUACCGUCCAUUCGCUUUCCCCAACCCCGAGACGCGAAAGUACCACAUCUCCGACGUCAGCAUCAUAAUCCCCACAGUCGACACCGAUCCAAGCUUCACCAGAUGUCUGUGCGGCUUGCUGAAUCAUAAACCUCUGGAGAUCAUCAUCGUCGCUACGGAAACUGAGAGGUAUCGUGUCCAAGCACUCGUUCACAAUGCUACUGUUCAGAAAGCUGCCGCGGCUGCAGGAGGGAAGACGCACAUUAGGAUUCUGACCGUUCGGCACGCGAAUAAGCGCGAUCAACUUGUUCAAGGGAUCAGCGCGAGCAGAGGGGAGAUCUUGGCCCUGGUGGACGAUGAUGCAUUUUGGCAGAAUGAACGCUUGUUGUGGCAUUUGUUGGCUCCGUUUCAGGAGGAUGAUAUUGGUUUGGUUGGAUGCCCUAUUACAAAGGUCAGCAACAUCAUCACACCCUGGGAAGUGGCCGCCAUUCGUCUCCGCGGAAAACGUCACGGAAGCAUGAAAAGCGCCUAUGCAGCCGACGGAGGAAUCAAUUUCUGCGUGUCGGGAGUCACGAUGCUUCUUCGCGGCGAGAUCCUAAGGGAUCCGGAAUUCCAGCAUGCUUUCACCAAUGACUUCUGGAUGGGCCACAGACAGAACAGUGGCGACGAUAGCUUCAUUACGCGCUGGGUAUUGUUUCGGCAUCAGAUGAAGGACGACGAUAACAACAAUAUCAUCUCUCAGAGUCAUCCUUGGCUGCAGCGGAAGCCGCAGCAAAUCAACAACACCGACAAUCUCAACCACAUCAACGUCGAAAACAAUGUUCACGGUAACCCACAACACUCAACAAGAACCCAAUGGAGACUCGGCAUGCAAUUGACUUCUGAAGCCGAAGUCGGGACCUCAAUCAUGCCCGAUGCCCGCUUCGCUGGACAAUUGAAGCGCUGGUACCGCAGCGGCCUCCGCCACCGUCUUAUGUGUCUGUUCUUCGAGCCCGGGAUUCGCGCCAUGUGGCGCACGUGUCCAUAUAUGACGAGAAAGAUGGUCGAGGGAAUGCUGACUCCGGUUCUGUUGCCGCUUCGUCUCUACGCGCUGUACGCGACAUUUGAUGUUUUUCCUGGAUUAGCGCUCUUCAUCCUCACGUGGAAGAUAUGCAGCUACAUUCACGGCCUUUUCACUUUCAGCCUCGAAUACCCCUAUACCGGAAAAUACUGGUGGGCUGCUGUCCUGGUCGAUCAUCUGUAUUUGGUUUCGGAUUGGUAUUGUUGGGCCACGCUGGGCACUGAAGCGUGGAUGACUAGGAGGGAUGUCGACCAGGAAGAACGCCAGGUUGAGGUUGUGAGUGAAGGCAUGAGUCCGAACACGGACAUGAGGAGGGACGUGCGUGAGAAUGGAAACGUGACUGAGAAUGUGGAUGGAGUCGUGGAUAUGACUGACUGA
Molecule: messenger RNA, 1524 nt
Organism: Capronia coronata CBS 617.96
Lineage: Eukaryota; Fungi; Ascomycota; Eurotiomycetes; Chaetothyriales; Herpotrichiellaceae
Exons: 4
Coding region: 1-1524 (507 amino acids)
Source: RefSeq, a predicted model, not a curated record